CACUGCUUGCCUUGUCUGAAGUUUACACUCAAAUAUCCAAAAUGAGCUCCCUGGAUAAUGACAUCAACCAGCACUUCCAGGAUGCAAUUGAUGUGAUUCAACGACACUCUGACGAUCCGUAUUGUGAUACAGAGUAUAAGUACUUUGAGCCUCCAACGCGAUCGAGCAUAAUGUGCUGCUACCCCAUCACCCACCCUUUUGAUGUGCCAGGUCCAUAUGACUGGAAUGAGCAAACGUCAUGGCCUCAUGUUGUUCCUUACGACUCACUGGGUCCAUCUGUAACCAUGGACUACCACCAGUUCUACUCCAUCGCACCGCAACCGAGGAACGGCAAAGGUCGCAAGAAGCUGCGUCUUUAUGAGUACCUGCAUGAGGCUCUGGGCGAUCCCAACACAGCUGACUCCAUCCAGUGGACGGACCGUGGCAGCGGCACCUUCCACUUCAUCUCCAAGAACAAAGAGAAGUUGGCCGAGUGCUGGGGCAAGCGCAAGGGCAACCGCAAGACCAUGACCUAUCAGAAGAUGGCACGGGCGCUGCGCAACUACAGCCGAACGGGCGAGAUCGUAAAGGUGCGCCGCAAACUCACCUACCAGUUCAACCCGUCGAUCAUCCAGAGGCUUGGGGGCAUCAGUCACGUCACUCCCCCCGCCGGGCAUCCCGGGGCUGGCCACCCUGGGCGGGAGGUGCUCCUCCACCAGCAGCAUGCCCCAGCUGAACAGGCUUACUAUGGCUCUGCUGCUGCACCUGACUGGCACAGCUGGUAUGGACAUUACUCCCUCCAGGGAGACUGUGAUCUUGCCACAACCUUCACUUCAUCCACAGUCACCAAGGCGUGAACUCAGGUAAUAUCACUGUGGAAAAUAACAGAGGUUAAAAGCUGCUUUAGCUAGCUGUCAAUUCAUACGGCUACUCCUGCAUACUUUUGUGGGGGCCAACAACUGGGGCUUGUUAUGCAGCCAUUGUGUUAUGGGUGUCAGGAAACGUAACAGUCACGGUAAAGAAAAUUUAAAAAUGUUUACUCUCCAUUAGUUAUGCCAUUUAAAAUAAAAUGUAAUGACCAUUGAUCAGGUAUUGUGGAUCAUUGAAUAUGUAAAUAUUGAAAAUAUAUAUUUUUUAAAUUCCUAUGAGAACUGUCAACCAGUUAUAAGCAUUCGGUGUGGGUACUGUACAUGUAAAGGGAAAUAACUAAAAUGUUGGUUUGAAAUAUGAACAUGUAUUACUGCAUGUCAUUUUGUAAAUAAUGAAUUUAAA
Messenger RNA from Salvelinus fontinalis (brook trout), 1251 nucleotides. Its product is annotated as transcription factor Spi-C-like. Gene Ontology annotation, biological process: cell differentiation; regulation of transcription by RNA polymerase II. The record is from RefSeq and is a predicted model, not a curated record. Gene Ontology annotation, molecular function: DNA-binding transcription factor activity, RNA polymerase II-specific; sequence-specific DNA binding. Gene Ontology annotation, cellular component: nucleus. The coding region runs from base 42 to 836 and encodes 264 amino acids. NCBI's taxonomy places the organism in Eukaryota, Metazoa, Chordata, Actinopteri, Salmoniformes, Salmonidae. The transcript is spliced from 5 exons.